AUGGUUGUUCAGAAAAUGGUGGCUGGAAAUGGGCUACUCUACCCAAUUUUUGGUUUUGCAUCAUGCGUGGCUUUCAUUUACAUGUCUUUUGGUGACUUUAUACUCAUCAAUCAUCAAGAACACAAAGAGAUAAGUUUUGUGGAGAGAAAUGGGACUCGGUUUAUGGUUGAUGGUAGGGUUUUUUACAUUAAUGGAUGGAAUUCUUAUUGGUUGAUGGACCAUUCUGUGGAUGAAGAUAGGAAACCUAGAGUUAGUGCAAUGCUGGAAGCUGGUGCCAAAAUGGGUCUCACUGUUUGCAGAACUUGGGCCUUCAAUGAUGGUGGCUACAACGCACUCCAGGUCUCCCCUGGUAGAUUCGAUGAGCGGGUCUUAAGGGCUUUGGAUCAUGUUAUUGCAGAAGCCAGGCAACACGGGAUCAGACUACUUCUUAGUUUAGUCAAUAACUUAAAAGCAUAUGGUGGAAAGACUCAGUAUGUGAAUUGGGCAUGGGAGGAAGGCAUUGGUUUGAGCUCGUCAAAUGAUUCUUUCUUCUAUGAUCCAUCUAUCAAAAGAUAUUUCAAGCAUUAUGUAAAGACUUUGUUGACCAGGAAAAACACCAUCACAGGGAUUGAAUAUAGGAAUGAUCCCACCAUAUUUGCAUGGGAGUUGAUGAAUGAACCCCGCUGCAUGUCUGAUCCUUCAGGCAACACUCUUCAAGAUUGGAUAGAAGAAAUGUCAGCUUUUGUGAAAUCAAUUGACAAGAACCAUCUGCUAACUGUGGGCCUGGAAGGAUUUUACGGUCCAGAAAACCCCAAAAGGUUAACUGUGAACCCAGAACUUUGGGCAUCAAGUCUUGGAUCUGAUUUUGUUCGCAAUUCCAAAGUCCCUGCCAUUGAUUUUGCCUCUGUUCAUAUAUACCCUGAUCAUUGGUUUCCUCAUCUAGAAUUUGAAGAUAAAUUGAAAUAUGUCUCCAAGUGGAUGCUUUCCCACAUUGAAGAUGGUCACUAUGAGCUAAAUAAACCUGUCUUCUUCACUGAAUUUGGUUUGUCUAACCUGAACAAGGACUUCCAGCCAUCCCAACGAGACCGAUUUUACAAAACCAUUUUUGACAUCAUUUAUAAAUCUGCGAAGAGAAAGCGGGCUGGAGCAGGUGCUUUGAUCUGGCAGUUGUUUGUUGAAGGAAUGGACGAGUUCAAUGAUGAUUUUGGGAUUGUUCCCUGGGAAAGGGAAUCAAUAUACAGAAUUCUGACUGAUCAAUCAUGCAGAUUGGCCAGAAUCCAGGGAAUGACUCAACAAAAUAAAUAUUUGAAAGAAUUGUGUUUGCAGAGGCAGUGA
Messenger RNA from Dovyalis caffra, 1314 nucleotides. NCBI's taxonomy places the organism in Eukaryota, Viridiplantae, Streptophyta, Magnoliopsida, Malpighiales, Salicaceae. The record is from the annotation of a GenBank genome assembly.